UAUAGGGGGCCGAUUACAGAGAUGAGCACGCUGGUUGCGGCUUAGUUUUUUCGUUGCUUGGGCAAACCAUGUGGCGGAGGAGCGUUUGCGGGGCCGGGAGCUUCCGCGCUUGUCUUUGUGCCCGGGGGAAUGGCGUUGUGCCUCAGGACAGUAAAACAUGCAAGAGUUUUGGCACCUCUGCUGUCUUCUGGAGCACAAAAGAUGAACAGCUCUCUCCGGUCAUCAAUACUGAUAAAAAGACUGAGGAUAAGAGUAAGGGGGACACAAAGCAGAUGACUGCAAAGAAGAACUUGCUGAACAUCCUUAGCGAAAUGAAAGUGGAAGUAAGUUCAAAGAAGACAUUUCUGAGGUUGAAAGCCCAGAAAAUGAAGGAUCAAACAACAGAGGACCUGCCAGAACAUGUGGAGAGCGCAAGCAGCAUGUUUCAGAAAGCUGCAGAAGUCAAAGCUAAGAGCAGCCAGCCGCUCAGUCAGGAGAUCGUUGCAGCCGCCUCUGCCAUCGCUUCUUCCCUGCCAAUGGACAAGAAGAAGACCGUUUCAGAAUUGCUUCAGCUGCUUAAGAAGCACAAGGACAUCACCGAGGCACGAAAAAGGGGAGAAACUGCCAGCAUAAGUUCAAUUGUUACCAAGAUGAAGAUUGGCAGAAAGCCUCCAACACGGGAUGCCUUCCGGCCAUCCAAUCAGAUUCAGUUCGAUGAGGAUGGACGAGGCUAUAUGAUUGAGAGAGGGGUUUCUCAUGAACUUACACAGAUGAAAAGGAGAGGACUGUUCUCAGCAAAAAGACUAAAUAUUUUCCCUGUUCCUCCUCCUGCAACAGAGGGGGCUCUUGAAACAGCGACGAAACUGACCAUCUGGGAUGUGGAGCUCGCCAAAGAAAUUACUGCGGUCGGCCAGCGACCUCCCCGGAACGGUUUUGAGGAGAUGAUAGAGUGGACGAAAGAAGGAAAGCUGUGGGAAUUUCCAAUUAAUAACGAAGCUGGUUUCGAAGAUGACACUGAAUUUUACGAACAUAUAUUUCUGGACAAACAUUUGGCAGACUUUCCUAAGGAUGGACCGAUUCGCCAUUUCAUGGAACUUGUCUGCUGCGGACUUUCUAAAAAUCCAUUCUUGAGUGUUAAAGAAAAGGUGGAAUAUAUUGAUUGGUUCCGUAAUUACUUCAAAGAAAAGGAAGAGUUACUCAAGGAGAUUGAAGCACACGAGAAGGAAGUGCUUCUUGAAAAAGAGAAGAUAGCAGAGUGAAAACUCUUGAAUGAAAAAGAAAAUGUUGGACUUUUGUCAGUACCUAUUGCAUAGCUGUACAACCCGGUCUGGAAAAGGUGUUGAAUAUAUCAAAAUUGUUUAAAAGACUUCCACCUUUGGAGAAGAAGGUGGUUUGUAACUAAUCCAUACCGAUAUUGGUAAGGUUUUGUAAUUCCAUUUCAGAUGAACUAAGUGAAAGUUUCUGUUGCCUCUUGCCCUCUGCUUACUUUAUUGUAUCAUAUUUUGAAUCUCCCCCGUUCCUUACUUAAAUACAUAACUUGGAAGUGAAAUUA
Molecule: messenger RNA, 1531 nt
Organism: Sphaerodactylus townsendi
Lineage: Eukaryota; Metazoa; Chordata; Lepidosauria; Squamata; Sphaerodactylidae
Gene: MRPS31
Product: mitochondrial ribosomal protein S31
Exons: 7
Coding region: 69-1238 (389 amino acids)
Cellular component (GO): mitochondrial small ribosomal subunit
Molecular function (GO): structural constituent of ribosome
Source: RefSeq, a predicted model, not a curated record